UAUCGUCGCUUUAGUUCCAGAGUGACGCAAGUCAUUUUUUGUGAAAAAUGUCGAGUUUGGUAUCAUUUUUUUCAGCUCGACGAGUUCUACAAGAUGAAACUACUUGUGACACUGUGGAACGCCAAAUCAUGCAUUUUAUGUUGGUAUCUUAAUGACGUAUGUCGGUUCUGUGACUAUUUAUUUCGUUCCAAACUGACGCAUCUUUUAAGCCAAUCAAACACGUUCAUUUACUGCAUGUCUUGAAGCGCGGCCAUUGCAAUGAAAGCUGUGUUGAAACUUUUUGGACUUUUUCGAUAAGAUUUCAUUGAUCCUGAUAUGUUUUGGUUAAUCUAAAUAUGUUUUAUAGAAACAUAACCAGAGUAUCUGUUGAUUGUGCUCCAAAAGCAAUUGUUCAGUAAUUGACAGAAUUGGAAUUAGUGCUCCAAGGAACUGAAAUACUUUCGGAUUUUCAAGGUUUCGGAUAAAAUAUUCAUGGAAAACCAAGUUGACAAGAAUUCGAUGGUGACUUUAAUUGAUCUACCUGAUUUAGUCUUAGUAAAAAUCUUUAGUCAUUUGGACAUACAGGAACUGCUUAAAACUGUGUCUGUAACACAUACAAGAUUCAAUGAAAUUGUGAAGAAAACAUCUUGUCUGUGGAAGCAUUUUUCAUUUGACCAUCCACUAGAACUGACACUUACUAAUUUCAGAAACAUUUUGGAUCAUUCUUCUGCCUUUCUUGAGUUCCUCAUCCCAGGCGUUACACUGCAUUUGGGGUCUUCAGAAAUCGACUUUGAGCUAGUUACCAAAUUAUCCAAUGCUAAAAACCUGUAUUGGCUCGACUUAACAGGAUGCAGACUUUCAACACUGUGUUUCCUGCCAAUGCUUUGCAACUUAGAAAUACUUAAUGUUUCGGAAUGUACAAAUUUGGUUAACGAGGAUUUCGAAAUAAUUUCAAAGUUAGCACAUUUGGAUCACUUAUAUGUAUCUUUUACAAACAUAAGGCCUGAUACUAUAGCAUUUGUGUGUGAAAGUUUAACAUUGUCUGUUCUAGAUAUCUCAGGCAUAAAGUUGAAUAUAGAACAAUGUGUAAGAAUUUUACAACCAGAUUUGGCAUAUUUGCAUUUAAGUGUUGAAAGUCAAGAAGAUGAAAUAUGGCUCAAAGGAUUUGUGUCGAGACAUUAUGAAUCGUUAUCUGUAAAUAUAUACAGAUUUUGAAAUGAAUAAAUUCAGUGUAAACCAAGUACUUAACAUGCUAGAGGAUAGUGAUUCAGAUAAUGAGAUACUUGAAGACUCUGAAGAUAACUUAAAACUUUUAAAAAGUAUUCCAUUACAAACAAAUACUAGUGAUAGUGAUGAAUCAGCUAAUAAUUUAUGCGUAAGGUCUAUGUCCUUUCGUGACAUUUAUGAAACAACAAGUAAAAAAACAUUAGAAGUGACUCAAAAUCAAGAUGUUAUGCCUUGUACAUUUAAUAACAAUAACGAUACAACCGUGAAUAGAAUAAGUAAUGAUGAUCAAGUUCAAUACACGGGAUAUUUUCAUAUUAGUGGUAAUAAUGAAACAGCUAUUAAUAGAACAACGGACAUGAAUAAUAUUCAAUGCCCUGAACUGAUGAAUGUAACUACAGAUGUGAUUCAAGUUCACUGUGAAGGGCCUUUAUCAUUUAAUUGCAAUGAUGAAGCAACAUCGAACACAUCAACAGACAUGAAUCAAGUUCAAUAUCCUAUGACAAUUAAUGAUGAAUUUGAGAUGAAAAGAGCAACUUAUAUCAAUCCACAAGAAUCUUCUGUUUCUCUGAAUGUAUAUGACUUGAAUAGUUUGCCUGCGUCAUUUUUAGACGAACUGAACAAUGACAAUGUAUGUAUGGUAUCUGAAAAUAGUAUCGAUGUCUUCGCGAAUUUUAAUCAAACAAGCUGUCAAGAAGUUGAUACAUUCGUAUACUCAAGAGACACAAACGAAGAAUAUGACAUCUUAGAUCUUGACAAACAUUUAGACAAUAAUAACAAUAUAUCAUUACCAAACAGAUAUGAAGCUGCUAAGGAAGAUUGUAUCUAUGAAGAGACGAAUUCAAAUUUGUCAAAUGAGAUAGAAAAUGAAAAUGAUAACACUCAGAAAAGUGAUCAAAGUCAGGUUUUUAAUGGACCUAUCAAUGAAAAUAUCAACAAUCAGUCUUGUCAGAAUGGUACUGUUACACGUGGACGAAAACGAGUCAGAAAUAACGAAAUGUGGUCAAAAACAAUUAAUAAAAGGAGGAGACAAGCAGGUAAAGAAUAUAUAAACCGGCAAGGAGUAAAGGUACCACAGAAAAGAGUGAGUGUCAAAACAAAUUGUAAAGGAACCAGCAAUUGUCGAAGAAAGUGUACUCAGCAGUUUAGUGAUGAACAAAUUCAAGCUAUUCAUGACGGAUAUUGGUCAUUAGACGAUGAUGGGGGAAAGAAUGGUUUCAUUGCCCGUACAAUAACAAGACGCACUAAUGAAAACAAGAAAAAAGAUAGUAAUCGUAGAUAUACUUAUGAGUUCUUUUUCUUCAGAAAUGAUGAUAAGAUACAAGUGUGUAAAGACUUUUAUCUAGGUGUCCUUCAUAUAUCAGAUAAUCGUUACAGACAAUACUUCAAAAAAGUUGAUACAAAAGAAGGAAACGAGUUUAGAGAUAUGCGGGGGAAACGAACUAAGAGACGAAAAAGUGAAGAUGAAAUCAACGUCAUUCGGAAGCAUAUUGAAUCCUUUCAGCGAAUACCGUCUCAUUACUGCCGUUCAAACUCUUCAAAAGAAUAUUUAGAACCAGGUUUAAAUGUAAACAUAAUGUACAAGUUAUACUUAGAACAUUGUGCAAAUAUUCUAAGAAAGCCUUUAAAAAGGGGUAUGUACAGAGAAAUAUUCAACAAAGAAUAUAAUAUCGGCUUCCAUAUACCUAAAAAAGACCGUUGUGACUUAUGUGAAGCAAUAAAGAUAAGAGCUGAUAAUAAUUCAUUAAACUCGAUCGAAAAGGAAUUUCAAGAAAAAUAUAAGAAACACAUUUGUGAUAAAAAAUCAACAAAAAUGGAAAGAGACAAAGAUAGAAUGAACAAAACAGACAUGAUUGUUUCUUUUGAUUUAGAAAAUGUAAUACUUUUACCGAAAGCGAAUGUGAGCAAUUUCUUUUAUAAAAGAAAAUUAGCCACGUAUAAUCUCACCGCACACGUAUCAAAGGAUGGAACAGCAUACAACUGUAUCUGGAAUGAAAUUAUCGGCGGAAGAGGAGCCAAUGAGAUUGCUAGUGCGAUUGUUACUAUUCUGAAAGACGUUAAAAGAGUCCAUCCAACAAUAAAGUAUUUUACAUUAUGGUCUGACAACUGCAUUCCACAAAAUAAAAACUCAAUUAUGACAAUAGCUCUGAAACGAUUUAUGAACGAUUAUGACAUAGAUUGUAUAGUUCAGAAAUUUGGUUGUCCUGGACACUCUUGUGUCCAAGAAGUGGACAACAUACAUAGCAAUAUUGAACGUAUAACCAGAUACACGGAAAUCUAUAGUCCACUAUCUUUAAUUCGGGUCCUUAAAUCCUUGAACAUGAAACGCAAGAAUGCAGUUCGAUUUAUUCAAAUGCAGAAGCAUCACUUCAUGGAUUACCAAAAAAGCAUAAUGCCAUUAAAAUUCAAUGAUAUACCUUAUACUAAAGUAAAGUGUCUCAAGUAUGAAAAAGCAAGACCAUUUUCAGUAGGGUACAAACUUUCCUAUGAAGAAGAUGUAUUUAAAACAGUUAUAAUUGCAACGCGAAAAACAAGACAAAGUUUACCGAUUCUAGAACUGCCCAAUCCAAAAAUGCUAAAGUGUCACAGGAUUAUGUCAGAUCAAAAGAAGAAAGACAUUUCAGAAAUGCUGAAAUAUAUGCCUGAAGUGGACCAACAGUUUUACAAAGCCAGUAAACUAGUAACUGUUAAACAAUAAUUGAAGUCAAUUAGCGGUGAAACUUAUUCAAUUGUAGUUAGGAUGUUUGUUCAAAUAUGUAGUUAAACUGAUUGUUAUGGGAUCAUAAGUCUUUGAGUUAAAAGUUGCUUUACCCUAAAUAUAAUCGGUAUAAUGUGAAUAGAUAAUUACGUUCAUAAUAAUUCUUUCCGUUUGUGCCAUAUUGAAGACAUUUUAUCACAUGAAUUCGAACAGAUGAAGGACAUGAUAUCAUGAUAAAUGACUACAAUAUUUACAUUUCAUGAAGCGGUCCGAAUUUCUUGUGUUUAAAUAAUAGGUCUUUACUUUAUGUUAGUCAUUGAUGUUCUUAUGAAAAUGAUUUUUAUGAUAAAUAUUUGAACUAUUGAUUUACAUAGUUUGCAGCAGUACUUUUCGGUGAAUAUGCUUGAAACUUUUGAUAUUGACAACUUACAGUACAUGUAUAUGUCAAUGAUAAUAUGUUAUUUCUUAUGUUUAAAAAUCUUUCUUUGUGUUGUUCAUUGUUAAUUUUUUUUUCAAAGAUUUUGUUUUAACAAAUUAUCUUACAAAUGUAUUGUCAUGUAAAUAGAAACAGUUACUUUGUUUUCACUAAUAAAAGUGUUAUUAUCUUCAUAUUUUGAAUAUGCUUUCAUAUUUUUAAAUAAAGUUACGUCAGAAAAGUAAGCAAAUUGUAUUUACUUUAAGUCCAUUCCAAAUUGACGCAAACUAUUAUUUCGAACCAAAUUGACGUAUGUCAAUGCGUCACUUUAGAAAAUAUUUGAAACAGCUACAGCGUAUUUUUCAAUGACAUUACUAUAUUUUGUUUAUUAAAUAUUAAAAAAACAAUUCAAGGAAUGACACUUAAAUUUUGCAUACAUAUAUAUCUGCACACAUUUUGUUUAUGUCUAAAUUCUCAUAUUAAUUCAUCAAAUAGUAAAAAAGAUACAAGACUUUUAAACUUUAAACCUCAUUUUCUCGAAAUGAAAGAAAUACGACAUACGUCACUCUGGAACUAAAGCGACGA
Ruditapes philippinarum (Manila clam) is the source of this 4901-nucleotide messenger RNA. RefSeq lists its product as uncharacterized. The record is from RefSeq and is a predicted model, not a curated record. Lineage: Eukaryota; Metazoa; Mollusca; Bivalvia; Venerida; Veneridae.